Messenger RNA from Verruconis gallopava, 2401 nucleotides. RefSeq lists its product as uncharacterized. The record is from RefSeq and is a predicted model, not a curated record. The transcript has a single exon. NCBI's taxonomy places the organism in Eukaryota, Fungi, Ascomycota, Dothideomycetes, Venturiales, Sympoventuriaceae. The coding region runs from base 320 to 2200 and encodes 626 amino acids.
CAGCUGAACUGUCCCCCUGGUGCUUGCAUCGGCUAAUGCAGGGAGCCUUUCGACGAAGGGAUCGUUGCUCACACCAUCCGGUCGUACGCGGUGUGGAGCAUAGCAACCGAGUAUAAGGCAGCGUCACGGCAACAACGCGGAGAUCGUCUCUUCACGUUGUACGCACACACACGCACACAAACACACUCUCACCCACGCUCCACCACCUCCGCCGCCGCCGCCUCGACAAUGGAUAAACUCAAUCGCUGAACCAACCGCUGUUACUUAUCACUUACGAUCCGGUCCCUACAGAAAUGAUUGCUCCAUUCACGUCACUUUCAUGCUUGUCCAGCCCUGCUACGCCGUCUCGUUUUGGCGACAAUUUCGCCGCCUGUCGUCGACCGUGAUUGGUCGGCUUCUGCAGCUGGACGAAUCCUUGAUCACCUUCACAAUUUACGGCGCUCUGCUGCUUCGACACCUUGUCCUUUCCACCCUCUUUGACCAUUCGCCCAAACACAGUCCCUACCUCAGUGAUGAACUUGUGAAUGAUUGCUCCCGUUCUCCUAAGCCGUUGGGUGUUGCCAUGGAUGACGCGUCGCACCCACAACAGGAGCGCAGCCGCAAACAACGGCCCAACUCGAUCAUGACCGUCGACUCUGUCCUGGGUACGAUGACGGGCCCCAACAGCCCAAGACGGCCGCCGCCUUCUGAACGCUUGCCCGGGAGCCCUUCCACCGGCGUGUCAUAUGCUUCCUCCCAGAUGUCCGCCUCGCCCACCAAGAUCGCGCACUCGCGCAGCAAGUCGGUCGUCGACAGUCCCAGGAGGCUUAACAGACUGUCCAUGAGUUUUCCCGUCCUGCCUCCCAGCUCGGCCCGCUCGCGGCCGACGUCGUGGGCGAACAGUCCUGUCAUCUCCCCCAUAGAGUCGCUGCCCUCGCCGUCCACGGAGGGCAACUUCCUCACGCAGCUUGCCUCGCAGGAGAGGAGAGUGCUCGAGCUCAGGGAGGCACUGCGACAAGCCGAAUCGGAGCUCGAGCGGCUCAAAAAGCACUGGGCCACACACGAGGCACUCAAGAAGCGUGCCGAUGUGAAGAGGAUGCAGCCUCUUCAACCCCUGAGUGCCAGCCUCUCACCGCUCGAAGGCAGCGAUGACGAUCAAGAUGGCUCCUCCCAGUGGCUGCAGAGGGAAAUGGAAAGACGCAAGGCACUCUUGAGCGGCAUUAAAACUUCGAACAGAAAGGUGCUCAGUGGGUCCAAGCAUACGCGGACGCUGUCGUUGCUGUCGCCAGAGAAGGGCACGUUCUCCCAGCCCUUCCCACAACCAACAGACUCCCGACAGCCGGAAGAGAAUCCCUACCGGUCCCAAAAUUUCAACAAUUCUUCAAACUUAUCAGCCACUACGAACCCGUCUGCCAGCCUGAGCGGAGACAGCACGACGACCUUUGACGGACCCUCGAAGGACGCCAUAUUACGAACCGGCAAGCAGAUGGCCAACGACAUAAAGGACGGCCUAUGGACGUUUUUCGAAGAUAUUAGGCAGGCAACGAUAGGCGAAGAAGCCACCCUGUCACCCGGUAGUACGACACCGGUUGCUCAAAACAAACCGAGACCGUUGAAGCGAUCAAACACCACAGGCACGACAACGACGCGGACCGCGCGAUCGGCACGAGCAGCACACACUGCGACGCGCAGGGACAAUCCGCCUCAAGACGCCUUGAUCGACAUUGGUGGGUCAUUCUGGCGAGAGCACGGCGUGGAAUCACCCGUGCCCCCGAAAAACAAGAAACAGCAGCCGCUAAAAGUGACCAAGCAAACUACGUCGAAGAAGAACGUCUCUCCAAGCCCAUCUGGCGACUUUGAUGCGGACUCCAGCGAGGUGUGGGACAGCUGGGACACGCCCGUCAAGAGUCCUGUGCAGGACCAAAGACAGCAAGAAAGCGAUACGACGUCGUCAGAUGCCGCCAGCGACGGCGUCAGCACUCCCUUGACUGACGAGAAUUCGCGACCUACACCACGCACGUCGACGAGCAGCAAGAGGAACAGUAUCCCCUGGCCUGACUUGGAGAAAUUGACGCCCAGCAGCCUGAAAAGAACCGCAAGCCAUUUGAUGAAGGAGUGGGAGAAGAGUUUAACGCCCAGCCCACCCGUGGAAAGGGACGACUCGCUCGGGUAUGUGGCGUCACCUUGCUCCACGGGCGGCAAAGCGGCGAAGAGUGACUGAUUGAGCCGGAUUCACAAUCUGCAUUGCAGCUUUGAAUGUAUAAUGAGAUAAUGAAAAGAGUUUCCGCGAGGGGACAACACGACGCCAGGGCAUGACGGCGCGUUUGACAGGUGCAUUGGAGUUAUGGGACGACGCGUAUUGGGAACACAAGCAUAUACAAAUAGUAAUUAGAACAGGAAAUGUUAAGUCUCUCUUGUUUCG